AGGACCGCUGCAUGAACGACAUGCACUGGCAGGGCUGGGGCGAGGACUUCUUCAUGUCGCACUGCAUGGACUACCUGGGGGUCGGGCGCGUGGAGGACUUCUGGAUGCUGGCGGACAACCGGUGCAACGGAGCCCCCUGCGAUGACACCUCGAAGGUGUCCUUCCACGACUUCAAGGACGAGGGCACCUGGUUCUGGUGCUGGGAGACGUCGAUCGGCGAGGAGGGCGUCAAGGAGUACAAGAAGAAGGUGGAGGACCGGAAUGCGGAGAACGAGAAGCUGCGUGCCCGAGGCGGGACGGUGAAGCCCAGGAGGUUGAAGG
Molecule: messenger RNA, 321 nt
Organism: Prorocentrum cordatum
Lineage: Eukaryota; Dinophyceae; Prorocentrales; Prorocentraceae
Source: the annotation of a GenBank genome assembly